AGAUGGGCGCCGCCCUCCCCUGAGCCCGCCCACAAGCCCGCGGCGCUUGAGGAGGGCGUGACGCGUUUUCCCGGUAGCCGUUCUCGGUCAUCGCGGUGCCUGCAGGCCCCAGCCGGUCAGGCGGCCAUGGCGGCGACCGACACGGGGGCGGCUGCGCCCGACUACGAGGCGGCGGAGCUGUACACUCGCGUCUUCCGAGUAGGCGCCCUCGGCCACUGCUGGCGGGAGCAGCUGGGGCCGCCCGACCUCUCGCUGGCGGUGGAGGCGGCUGUCGAGGCGGAUGCAGCCGUGGCGGCAGAGCUGGGCUGCGCGGCGGACACGGCAGCUGAGCUUCGGACUGUGUGCAGCAUUGAUAUGUUGAUGCCUUCUGAUAAAGAAAAGGACCCAGAUGUUAUUCCUGAAGAUAGCAGUCUGCUGACUCUUCGAAUUAGGAAGAAGGCAUUAGAGAGGAGAGAAGAACUAAUUAUUGUGGAUCGGGCUUGCAGACAAGAAACUCUUGCCUAUGAAAUGGAGUCAUAUGCAGCCGGAAAGAGGCCAGAUAAUCCAGCAGAUCUCGUUGAUGAGGGAGAACUACUCCUGACUCUGAACAUCUUCUAUCCUGUCAUAUUUCAGAAGCAUAAAGAUCAUAAGCCCUACCAGACAGUCCUUGUACUGGGCAGCCAGAAGCUUACUGAGCUGAGAGAUUCUAUUUCCUGCGUCAGUGACCUCCAGAUAGGUGGUGAGUUCAGCAGUCAGCCAGAUCAAGCACCAGAGCACAUCAGCAAGGAUCUCUACAAGUCGGCUUUCUUCUAUUUUGAAGGCAUCUUUUAUAAUGACAGAAGAUACCCAGAGUGCAGAGAUCUGAGCAGAACGAUUAUUGAGUGGUCAGAAACUCAUGACAGAGGCUAUGGAAAUCUUCAGUCUGCUAAAAUGGAGGACUACACAUUUAAUGAUUUGGCCCUCAAAAUUGGCUUUCCAUACCUCUUCUGCCACCAGGGGAGCUGUGAGCACAUCAUUAUCGUCACAGAUACAAGGCUCAUUCAUCAUGAUGACUGCCUGGACCGAAACCUCUAUCCCCUGCUAAUCAAGAAACAUUGGCUAUGUACCAGAAAAUGCUCUGUAUGCAAAAUGUAUACAGCCAGGUGGGUAACCAACAAAGACAGUCUGGCACCAGAGGAUCCUUGCUUCUUCUGCGAUGUCUGUUUUCGGAUGCUUCAUUAUGAUGCGGAAGGCAAUAAACUGGGGGAGUUUCUUGCAUAUCCUUAUGUCGAUCCUGGGAUUUUCAACUGAAACUGACGUAAGCCAGAAUGACUCUGUGAGAGACUAAAGCUUGUCUCUCCUGAUAUGACUCAACAAAGAUAAAAUCACCUUUGCUGCUUGCCCAGACAAUCACUGAUGUGUAUUGGGCAGAGCCACUGGAACAACCAAGACCACCUUCAGGAAUAUGCAUAAGACAAGAUAGUCUCCCCCAUCAAGUACCCCGGAAAGGGAGGAUGGUGAGACAAUGGAUUCACCACCUGGCCCCUGGUUUGCUGGGGCACAAUGCUUGGACACAUACCUAAGGCCUAAAAACUGUUUAAAAGACUUGAGCAACUACUGGCUCAAGAGAAGAAAAACACAGAAGGAAAACAUGGAUGAAGAAAAACAGAGGAGAAGGACAAUGCUGCUGAGAAGGAAGACACGAGAGAAGGAGAAGCCCAGGGCAAUGCUGCUCUGAAGUAAAAUGGAAAGAAAAAUGACAGAGACAACACCAUGGAGCCUGGAAGAAGCAGAACCCUCUCUCCGUGUCCUAAGUUCCACCUGCUGCAACUCAUGGAGCUGAAGAGGCUGCCCAGAGGACCACAUCUCUUCUCCAGCCAAAGCCUCAGCACCGUUUCUCUACAGACCCAACAUCUCCUGCAGCACCUUGUCUCCACAGACUCAAACUGUCUUGGGGAGUGAGGGGUGUGGUAAAAUAAUUCCUUUC
Molecule: messenger RNA, 1945 nt
Organism: Dryobates pubescens (Downy woodpecker)
Lineage: Eukaryota; Metazoa; Chordata; Aves; Piciformes; Picidae
Gene: SNAPC3
Product: small nuclear RNA activating complex polypeptide 3
Exons: 9
Coding region: 127-1269 (380 amino acids)
Biological process (GO): snRNA transcription by RNA polymerase II; snRNA transcription by RNA polymerase III
Cellular component (GO): snRNA-activating protein complex
Molecular function (GO): RNA polymerase II cis-regulatory region sequence-specific DNA binding; bent DNA binding; core promoter sequence-specific DNA binding
Source: RefSeq, a predicted model, not a curated record